AUGACAAAUAAUGUACGUGGAUAUUUACAAUUACAUCCUUUCCAUUUAGUUGGUCCAUCACCUUGACCUAUAUUUACUUCAUUUAGUUUAAUGGAUUUAGCAUUAUCCUUAGGUCUUACAGCCCAUGGAUAUAUCUCUAAUAAUAUUUAUAUAGGUUUAAGUAUUAUAGCUGUAUUAUACAGUAUGACAUUAUGAUUUAAAGAUAUUAUUGCUGAAAGUACUUACUUAGGUGAUCAUACAUUAGCUGUUAAACGUGGUAUUAACCAAGGAUUCCUAUUAUUUGUAGUUAGUGAAAUAUUAAUAUUUAUUUCUUUAUUUUGAGCUUAUUUACAUUCUGCUGUAAAUCCUACUAUGGAUCUUGGUAUGUCUUGACCCCCUGUAGGUAUCGAUGUUAUAUCUCCUGCUGAAUUACCUUUAUUAAAUACUAUUAUAUUAUUAGCAUCUGGUGUAACAGUAACUUAUGCUCAUCAUGCUUUAAUUAAUGGUCAUAGAUCUAAUACUUUAUAUGGUUUUAUAUAUACUACUAUAUUAAUAGCAUUAUUUGUAUUAUUUCAAUUUAUGGAAUAUCGUUAUGCAGGAUUCACUAUAUCAGAUGGAGUAUAUGGUUCUACAUUCUAUAGUUUAACUGGUUUACAUGGUUUACAUAUGAUAAUGUUAACUAUAAUGUUAAUAAUAUGUUCAUGACGUGUAUAUAAUUAUGAUUUUACUAAUACUAGUCAUGUAGGAGCUGAAACUACAAUUUUAUAUUUACAUGUAUUAGAUGUAAUAUGAUUAUUUAUAUAUAUAAUAGUAUAUUGAUGAGGAUCAUAA
Messenger RNA from Lodderomyces beijingensis, 810 nucleotides. The record is from the annotation of a GenBank genome assembly. Lineage: Eukaryota; Fungi; Ascomycota; Pichiomycetes; Serinales; Debaryomycetaceae.